AUGCCCGCGUUUAAAAGUAUCAAUUGUUCAGAAAAUAAUCCGCCAAACGCGAACAGUUCCACUUCGAAAGAUGUGACAAGUGAACAAGGCAAAGGCAAACCGUCACAGUCGGAACAACAACCCCAAUCGCAACUUGCAGUUCCCACACAAGAAGAAUUUUCGGACAGGUUUAAACCAGUGGCUUACACCUCCAAUUUGACUACUACUUCUGCUACAACUACUACGGCUAGUACCACUAGUUCCGCUGCACCACACGUAUCCCAGUCAAAUACUUUGAAAGAGCCAAAUUAUUUCGUCCCGUCCACGACCAGUAGUACCAGCACUAGCACCCCAAACACAUCCUCUGCUGUCUCCACAAUCUCAGUCGGUAUGGCUAAACGGUUNUCUGAAUGUGAUUUGACCCGACCCAGUGGUGGAACUUGUCAUCAUCAUCAUCAUCAUCAUCAUCAUCGUGGUGAACGCGUCCGAGGUUCACCGUCCAAAUUGGAAACAUUGUCACUACCUCUGCAAAGUCACAUUCCACUGGACGCAUUGACGACCGACCAUCUGGGCGGAUCUUAUUCCUUAUCUCCAUCGCCCCUUUCGUUCGGAUCAUCUGGUUCUCCCAAUCUACACAAAGAUGAGGAUAUGAGACAUGUCAAUGUUUCCAGUCGAUCAGAUGUCAAAUUCCCGGAGAAUUUACAACAAACCGCGCAGAAAAUAAGUUUUCUAAGAGAUGAACAACAGGAAUUUGUCCAAGUUGUGGACAGUCCAACAGCUGCAUCCAUACCGGAUCCAGCGGAGAUCAAUCCACCGUCUAAUUUGAAAAAUUCAACAGGCGAAUUAAAAAAGCCAACUGAGAGCAAAGAAUUUGCAAACUACGUGACAUCAGCCCGUAAUCGUGUGGCACAAAUUCGAGCAAAAGCUGGUGGGAAAAGCAAACUUCAGCGUUCGAACAGCAGUGCGCAAGUUUUGAGACGCUCCAGGGAUCCUAUCCAGGGUAAUGAAGAACGCGUACGGGCAACAAGUAUUCAACGUGAGGUGAUCAGUUCAGCCGCAGUUGCAACAGCAGCAGCAACAACAACGACAACCACACCGAAUACCGGUCCCGUGGAGUUAGAUGUCCAUCCACGGGAGCAAUCUGUCGAUAGAAAGCGUCGCGGACGUAGACGUGGCAAGACUUGGAUGGAUAGAGGUCCACGUUCUCGCUCGGUUACCACUCCAUUUCACAAAGAAAGGAGUCCGUGUUNGUCCGUGUUCAAGCGAACCAAGUAA
Echinostoma caproni is the source of this 1254-nucleotide messenger RNA. The record is from the annotation of a GenBank genome assembly. NCBI's taxonomy places the organism in Eukaryota, Metazoa, Platyhelminthes, Trematoda, Plagiorchiida, Echinostomatidae.